Daphnia magna is the source of this 3972-nucleotide messenger RNA. RefSeq lists its product as uncharacterized. The record is from RefSeq and is a predicted model, not a curated record. Bases 2381 to 3769 code for a protein of 462 amino acids. The transcript has 7 exons. Lineage: Eukaryota; Metazoa; Arthropoda; Branchiopoda; Diplostraca; Daphniidae.
UGUAUGUGACUCAGAUGCUACCUUUUCAAAGAAAUGGUCGCCCAUCCUCUACACUCUUACCUACGUCCUUGGAUUUGAGCUGCAGGAUUUUUAGAUUCGUAGAACGGAAAAUUAGAAAUUCAGGAUGCAAUUGGGAUUUCAAGCGUGCUCGAGCAAGUUCAAUUUGUUUAUCUCUGUGUUUCCAAUGGAUUUAUACAGACCAAUAAAAAUUGUUUUCCAGCUUUUUUCCAAGGCUGCUUGAACACGUAAGAAAAAACAAGUGACGAACGCCAACCACCAAACCAUCUUCGUUCCAGCACUACACAUCGUCUCAAAUGACCAGCCAGAAGGAACUAGAUCACGUCGGAAACAAGGCCAGUACAAAAACCCUCUGAGAUCUACCUGUCUAAUCAGGAUAACGUUACGGUUAUUCCAUUAACGUGAAUUCUGUAGUUUUCUAUCCGUGCGUAGUAGACUAUGUCAUGUGUCGUUUUACAUUAUUAAGGUUUUCCCCGGUAUGGUAUUUCCUAACGGAUCAAGGGUAGGCUUCAUUGAAACGUAAACGAGCUGUAUUUUGGGAACGUGAAUCUUUCUGGGAAACGUGUACAUUGAUUUAAGGCAAAAUUUUGUUAAAGCAGUUUUCACAUCUGUUUUUUUUAUUAUUUUCUGUGGGGUUGGUGCGGAAUUGUGUCAUCCUAACUCGCUGGAUCGAUAACUUCAGAGACAAGGAAAGCAAAUGACGUUCGAAGAUUUUCAAUUUUUUUCAAUAGCUGGCAACAGACUUAUUAGGCCUUAUUUUUUUAGAUCCAUUUUCCCUCCGAUUUCAAAGUUUGAGAGUUUCCAAUAGUUCAAUCAUUAUCAAAUAGCACAUACCAGAAGGUGGGCACAAUGAUACAGUGCGCAGGAACUAAAGGUACUACUUCCCGAAAUUCCCAGUCACAACGCGCUACUAUUACCAAUGCCCUCAUUAUUAUAUUCCAUCAAGAUAAUGUAGCACUGCUCGCAAGAAGCCAUCCGCAUUAUGUUUUGACUUGACAAAAGCACCUAAAUAUGCCGUCGAUCCGUUUACCAGCAGACAGGUGCAUUUUCCAGCUGUGAUUUUAACGAUGCUUCGCUACCCUUCAAUCGUAUUUAAUUCACAGAUCAUGCCGAGUAAAAAGCAACAGGCUGCUUACAAUUUUUCUUUGCAGCUGUUUAUUUCCUAGUUCGUAUGGAAAACCUAUUCAAAAAUGUUCUUGCAGGCUGCCUUUUCAUUUUUCAUUUCUUAUUUCUAUAUUGAUAUGAUGUAGAGCCCGUCUUUGCGAUCAAUUUUUUCCAAGUACCAUGUCUUAUACUGUGAUACUCUGAAGAAUUCCCAGAAACAUUUUUUUUAUUGAAGAGAUUUGCUUAGCAAUGGAGACGAAAAUCUGAUAGGAAAUCACGACUUGUAUCAGUGAUUUAGAAAGGAUUGGUCGUUUCUCUUCCUUCAUUGAAUGGCUUAGCUCUGAAUAACGCACAAUGAACUUUCUUUAUGUUGGACAUACCCGAAUGAAUGGAUUUGAGCAUAUGUCGAAAUGGUAUCACAAUAAGACGAUUAAAUAUUUUUACCUAAAUGUUUUCUAAUUUAUAGCGUCUAUUUUCAUAGCGAAAAUAAUUCUCGAUCGUAAAUGAUGGCUAAUGUACCGGUCGUUCACCGACCCGUUAGUUCGAGGGUUUGGUGCUCGUGUAAAUGCGGAUGAUUCCAAAUUUAAUUCAAGUUGCGUGACGACGUCAUCAAAAAAUGUCGAAGGUGAACCGUGAGUUGCUUAAGCGAACUUCUUUUCUGCGGCUCUAUUCUUUUUGCAUCAGAAAAUCAACAGGAAACUGUGAAGACAAAAAUGUGGGUCGAGUAAACAAUUCGGCCGUUUGACACAAUGGGCAAUUAUUACACCCACUUGAGUCUAAUUUUGUGAAGACUAUCUGCACUCGUUAGCAUGCCUUAUUGCCUGGGUCAAAUGAAGAAAUUGUUCGUCGUUAAAGCUCUUCUUCCAUUUGCAAGUGGAACGAACUAACGAGAAAUUCUUUUCAAAAUGGUAACACCCGUUUUUGUAGCAUCGGAAACGCUAAUACCUUGGGCAUUCUGCGUUCAUCAGCCUCUUUAAGGGUUAAUAUCAAACGUUGUUUUUCUUAAACGUAAAAAAAAAUUCGCCUCCACAGUCAAAGGUGGCCUUGCGGCUAUAACGGGCAUACGAUUUAACAAAUAUUUUCGAUUGUAGCCCAAGCGUUUGAACUCGCACUUGCAAAAAGUAUAAAAGGGACUAAGAAAAUGUUGCCCAGUCUAAAUAGUUUGAACGCAUUCAGGAUAUUCGGUUGUGUUCUGCUCUGCUCGUCGUCGGGGAAAUAAAGGGUCACAAUCAUCAAACCCUUACACAGGAUUUGAAAAAUGAAACGAUUUAAAUCUUUGAAUCCAUUUUUACUUCAAACUUUCCUCUUCGUUUUAUUGCUGUCUGAAAUAUUCGGUCUGCCACAUUGUGUCAAAAGGGGAAAACGUCAGACAUCUGGUGACGUCAUUGAAGAAAAGCUUUCGGUAAAAAGCAGCGAUUCCGGGAAGUUGGAUGAUCCCCACAUCGGGAAAGACGUCGAUAAAAAACUGGAAAAGCCAAGAUGGCUGGGCGGUGAACUCUACGUAUCGAAUAAAGAACAGAAAAGAAUUCUCAAAAAUCUCGGAGCUCAUUACAAGAAAUCGAUGGAACUGGCACAGAGUCUUUUGACGGACAUCGUAGAGAUAUGGUGGCGCAUAGAAGAUACUUCCAAAGACGCUGAUCCGAUAACAGAUGGGCCGGACUCGUAUAACCUGGCUGAUCUGCUGUUACUCGCAAAGGAUAGCGGACUAUGCCAUGAAACUCAUACUCUACCGUCUUCUGAAGAUGAAGAUAAACCGAAACCUGUUGGCGGUUCAGAUGUCAACGAAACAUUGUCGGAGAACCAAGACCCUCAGUUAGAGAGCAGUUUAAUUUCAAACACGACCGUCCUUCAGCCACCGAAGAAGAGCGAAACUAAAGAAGAUUUAGUGAGACAUCUCAAAUCGUUGGGCGAUGAACUGGAACAGAGCGAUCAGGAACUUCCGCCGAAACUUUUAACUGAUUUCAAAGAGGCGUGGCUUCGUAUUGCCAAUAAAUCAAACGAGUUCUUUGACGUACGCAUUCCUCAGUCGAGACUGGAAGAAGAAGACUUGAGAACUUACACGGCCCGACUUUUAUUCCUUGCCAAUGAUCGGCCGUGCGAGGCACCGGAUGAAACGUUCUUCAAAGGCCAUUGUCUUCUUCUCGGUCAGACUGAUCAUUGCCCUGAAAAUAUGGAGAUGAAUGAUGGACCGAAGAACCAAGGAUUCUGUGACUGUGCGCCUCUGGAUCCCACCAAAGAAAAAUCCGAACUUCGGGUUGUUUUUUCAGUCCAGAAAAAGAAAUGCUAUCCGCAAAAUACGCAGGGUCCUUGUCCGAACGGGCAGUGGUUUGUGCUCAAGAACAACAUCCCCCAGUGUGAAGAGAAUUCCGGUGGAUGUCCUACUGAUGGCCGGCACGUCUACUGGAGUCCGGAUGCAGGAGUGCUGAUGGCUAAAAAAUGCUGGGAAAUUGGAACGAAAGGGCCGUGUGAUCCGGACGAAAGACUACACCUGAGGCAAGACACUGGAGAUGUUGAGGUUUAUUGCGAUCGUAAUUUAGUCAGCGUUUUAUCGUCUGUAAUUAUUCCGCCCGUUCCAGCAUAUCGAGCUGCAUGUCAAGCAGGUAGUUACCGUAAGCAACGAUUGAAAUGCGAAAGGCCAUUCCUGUAAAGCAAACAUUCUGAUGAAGUUUCUUUAAAGUGAUUCGUUUAAGUCUAAAAGCCAAUCAAAUACCCGUUACGUGUUGUUGGCGUGUACUUCAUUAUCUUAUCCUUCCAUGCUGUAUCUUGGGAAAUGUAAAAUGUACGCCGUAGUUGGUGUUUGGGAACGUCUGCAAAUAAAGAAAAUGCGAUCGUCGUUCGCAUUUAGAACAA